This is a messenger RNA of Oreochromis aureus, 1008 nucleotides long. RefSeq names its product ribonuclease inhibitor-like. The transcript has 6 exons. The record is from RefSeq and is a predicted model, not a curated record. NCBI's taxonomy places the organism in Eukaryota, Metazoa, Chordata, Actinopteri, Cichliformes, Cichlidae. The coding region runs from base 1 to 861 and encodes 286 amino acids. Gene Ontology annotation, molecular function: protein binding.
AUGAAGCAGCUGUGUGGUUUUCUGGAGAGUCCAGGAUGUGGACUUGAAACUCUGAGAUUGAGGAUCUGUGGUUUGUCAGAGAUCAGCUGUGAUUAUCUGGCAGCAGCGCUGAAGUCCAACUCCACCUGUCUGAGAGAGUUGGACCUGAGUGAGAACAACCUGCAGCAUUUAGGAGAAAAGCAGCUGUGUGGUUUUCUGGAGAGUCUAGGAUGUGGACUUGAAACUCUGAGAUUGGAGGACUGCAGUUUGUCAGAGAUCAGCUGUGAUUAUUUGGCAGCAGCGUUGAAGUCCAACCCCUCGUAUCCCAGAGUACUGGACCUGAGUGGAGACUACAACAACCUGCAGGAUUCAGGAGUGAAGCAGCUGUGUGUUCUUCUGGAGAAUUCACGAUGUCGAUUUGAAACUCUGAGAUUGGAGAACUGUGGUUUGUCAGAGAUCAGCUGUGAUUCUCUGGCAGCAGCACUGAAUUCCAACCCCUCCCAUCUGAGCGAGCUGGACCUUAGCUGGAACAAGCUGCACGAUUCAGGAGUGAAGCAGUUAUGUGGUUUUCUGGAGAAUCCAGGAUGUCGACUUAAAACUCUGAGAUUGAGGAGCUGUGGUUUGUCAGAGAUCAGCUGUGAUUAUCUGGCAGCAGCACUGAAUUCCAACCCCUCCCAUCUGAGAGAGCUGGAGCUGUGGAGAAACAACCUGUAUGAUUCAGGAGUAAAGCAGUUAUGUGGUUUUCUGGAGAGUCCAGGAUGUGGACUUGAAACUCUGAGGUCAAAGGGCACGACACACAUGCAAUCUGUGAAACAGAAACAGUUUGGAACAGGAAUUAUUGCACAUUUACAAACGGACACUGCUGCACAGCAUGCUGGGUAAUGCUCACUAAUGUUAAAGUGUGAUUUUAGUAUAAAUGUAAAAAAUCUGCAGAUGAAGUCUCUCCUCUGAGCUUUGACAGCUUUGACUUUGAGUUAACACUAGAUUUACUAUCCUGCGCAAAUUUGCGUAACUUCCCUAAACCCAAUA